UACAAUAACCAAAGCGGAACUGACCAUACCCGAAAAUUAGGAUUCAAAUUGACCUAGGGUUUCUUCGACCCGGAAAAUCCUUAAAUACUCACUCGGCUAAUUCUGUGGAAUUGAAAGUAUUUGUUGAACAAAAAGUGAAAGAAAACAAUGCAAAACGGAGGAGAGGAAGUUAGUAUUGAGGAAUUGGCUUCCAAUCUUUCUACAUACAAAGAUCAACUUCAGCAGGUGCGGCAACUUUUACAAGAUGAACCAGACAACUCCGAGUAUAUUGACAUGGAGAAAGAGCUUGUUGAGGUGAUUGCCUUAACAGAAGAGCUCCUUGUAACUGCAAAACAAAGUGAAGAUGGGAUGGGUACUGGGACCAGUGCUGAUGCAUCUCAUGGUUACCACUAUUCUGAGAAUUCUAAUGUGGAAUUGGGAUCAAUUUUGGACCAUGCCAACAAGUUUCCAAUCGGAACUAAAGUACAAGCUGUUUAUAGUGAAGACGGAGAGUGGUACAAUGCCACCAUUCAUGCGCAUACUCCAAAUGGCUAUUAUGUCUGUUACGAUGAAUGGGGUAACAAGGAAGAGGUGGAUCAUGCUAAUGUAAGACCACCUCAAGAGACAUCUGUCAACCCUUUGGUUGAAGCAGAAAAGAUAGCUGAGGCCACAAAACAAGCUCUCAAACGAAAGAUAGCUCAAGCUGCAGCUAGUGAUGUCCAAUCUCGGAGUUUGCCAGCAAAGCUUAUCAUUGAUCCUAAUGAUCCAGAAGACGUGAAAGCUGCCAAAAAGAAAAAGAUUCAUGCUUUCAAGUCUAAGGUGCGGAUAGAGCAACUUGAGGUUGCUCAAAACAAGAGGCAAAAUGCUUGGCAACAGUUUCAGUCAACUAAAGGCCAGACUAAGAAGGUGGGCUUUUUCUCUGGUCGAAAGCGUGAGAGUAUCUUCAAGUCUCCGGAAGAUCCUCAAGGUAAGGUUGGUGUAACUGGAAGUGGCAAAGGUUUGACAGAUUUUCAAAAGAGGGAAAAACAUUUGCAUCUAAAAGGCACAAAUGCUGAGGCUUCUGAUGAGUAGAUGUUGGUCCCUAUACCAUUUUCCGUCGUUCAUCUUCUGGCUGCCUUAAGUUUAGUAUGUUCCAUCCUAUAUGUAAAACUGAUGCGUCUUCCUAGUAGUCUUCACAGAGUUCUUGGCGACUCAGCCAGGAUUUACUUUCACUUUCUUUUUGUUGUUCGGUCUUUUUUCGUGUAUCAACCAAGUGAUUUUAGUUCCUGGCUUUAUUGUCUCGACUGGGUCGAUUAAUUCGAUUAGUUGUCUUAAAUCUGUAAUAUUGUCACAUUUUCGUGGACAUCGGAGGAACUAAAAAUUGGCUUCUGGCAAA
Capsicum annuum is the source of this 1354-nucleotide messenger RNA. Its product is annotated as survival of motor neuron-related-splicing factor 30. The transcript is spliced from 8 exons. Gene Ontology annotation, cellular component: nucleus. Lineage: Eukaryota; Viridiplantae; Streptophyta; Magnoliopsida; Solanales; Solanaceae. Bases 148 to 1050 code for a protein of 300 amino acids. The record is from RefSeq and is a predicted model, not a curated record.